UCAAUUCUGCAAGUGGUUCUGAUUUACUAUCGCUGUUCUCUAGCCGGUCUAAAACCGCUUUUGACCUAAAGGGACGCUUUUUGGACGCCAUGGACUUUUCUAAGUUUCCAGGCAGAAAGAACAGUCAAAAUGCAGGCAGGGCACAGGACAAAGCACUAGGGACAAAAUGUAUGUGAAAUGCUUUGAUACAAAAAUGACAGUUUCUAAAAUUUUUUUAAUUUGCCGCCAAUUUCGGCCCCCGUACGUCCCGUACGGCCCGAUGCUCGCAGGGACCAGAACAUGGAAGCCGGAUGCCGGCAUCAGCCAGAGGAGAUGGCCGGGGAUGCUGCAGGGGACGCAU
Staurois parvus is the source of this 340-nucleotide messenger RNA. Lineage: Eukaryota; Metazoa; Chordata; Amphibia; Anura; Ranidae. The record is from the annotation of a GenBank genome assembly.